AUUCGUAGGUAACCUCUUCCAGUUUGUGAAACCAAAAUAACUUUUGUUUUACCCGUUAUUUAAAUAAACAUUCAAAAUGCCGUUCAUGAAAGGAAGAGCGCCUAUAAGACGCACAUUGAACUACUUAAAUGCCGGGAAGCUAGUCCUGAAAGACAAAAUUAAGGUGUUUUCAGUAGCCUACAACAUAACAGGCCAAAAUAAUGUAGGAACAAAAGAGUUCUGCUUUUGGUAUCUACCGCAAAUACAAUACAAAAAUCCAGACGUACAAAUAGUAACUUUAAAAAAUUUAACGCCUUCCCCUUUCAUAAAAUGCUAUCUUGACGAUGGAAGAAAAAUUUUAAUUGACGUAGACAAUAAAUCGAAAGAAGAUAUCUUAGAACAUUUACUACAUACUGUAGGGAAAUCAAAAGAAACAUUAGAUUUGGAAUUGUUAAAGGCUGAGAAAAAGGAUAACCCUGCAAAUUUUGGUGUUGGAUGUGAUAGAUCGUGCAUGUGUGAAGUUUUCGGGCAGGUGCCCUGCUCUGGUGUUGUGCCAUUACCGAAAUUCAUGAGAGGAAAAUAUAAGAAUCAAACUGAUUAAAUAAAAUUAAUUGGCCAUUCAAUAACAUGUCUGUGUGAUUUGUUUUCUAGUUAUGCAGAUCGUAGGAAAGUAGUUGUAGUUGUCCAUGGUCAGCCUGUCAUCAAUUGAUUGCAAGCAUAGGGUCUACGUGCUUCUAGUCUCUAUGACGUGUAUGAUAACACACUCAUGACACAUGAUAAUUCACUGUUGUAUAUUAAGAGGAACUUGAAAUUGUUUCUCUGGAUUUACACACAGAUGAGUGUACCACAAAAUAAAACUGUUGGUUAAAUAUUCUUCUUUUUUUUAAAUAAAACAAAGAUAUAAUGUAUUAU
This is a messenger RNA of Bombyx mori (domestic silkworm), 891 nucleotides long. It is a transcript of the gene mRpS25, whose product is annotated as mitochondrial ribosomal protein S25. Gene Ontology annotation, molecular function: structural constituent of ribosome. Gene Ontology annotation, cellular component: mitochondrion. NCBI's taxonomy places the organism in Eukaryota, Metazoa, Arthropoda, Insecta, Lepidoptera, Bombycidae. The record is from RefSeq and is marked provisional.